Molecule: messenger RNA, 3154 nt
Organism: Dendroctonus ponderosae (mountain pine beetle)
Lineage: Eukaryota; Metazoa; Arthropoda; Insecta; Coleoptera; Curculionidae
Product: chromatin modification-related protein eaf-1
Exons: 11
Coding region: 16-2589 (857 amino acids)
Biological process (GO): alpha-tubulin acetylation
Cellular component (GO): microtubule
Molecular function (GO): tubulin N-acetyltransferase activity
Source: RefSeq, a predicted model, not a curated record
CGCUCCUAAACGUAGAUGAACGUAGCCAACCUCGACCGCGACUUCCUUUCAGAAUUCAGAAAACAAGCGCAAUCGGAGCACCUCGUGAGCACCUUUUCGCAUUUAGUUUUAGUACCAGUUCGACGUUCAUCUUGGUGGGCUUUUCGUGCGAAAAAUCAGCAACCAGUGAAGUCAAAUUGGCGAAGCUGUGCAGACACACUCUCGAGGGCGAUGGAGUUCCGAUUCGAUUUAAAUGAGCUGUUCAAACAGCCCAUCGUCGAAGUGGGCAACACUUUGAUCCCGCCUGGAUUCACUGGGGAUAAACGGGCGUUAUGGGAUGUCCAGUCGAAAAUGUCCCAGAUUGUCAAUGCGAUUGGCGAAGCCUCUGCCCAUGCCCAGGGCCUUUCCAAACCCAUCACCACUGCUGAUCGACUGCGGAAUUCCGAGUAUAAAUUGUAUCUUUUGAUGGAUCCCACUGCCAACAAUGGCAAGGGCGCAGUGACCGGAAUGCUUAAAACCGGCACAAAGGGCCUGUACGUCUUUGACCGAAACGGGCAACACUAUCAAGUGUCGCCCCAAUGCGUUUUGGACUUUUACAUCCACGAAUCGCGUCAAAGAACCGGACUAGGCAGGCGCCUCUUUGAGCACAUGCUUCAGAGGCAGCAAAUAGAGCCGGAAAAAAUGGCGAUAGACCGGCCGAGCGACAAGUUUCUCGGGUUUCUCAGCAAGCAUUACGGGCUGAGUGCACCGGUAAAACAGAUGAACAACUAUGUGGUUUACGAUGGGUUCUUUCCCAAGACGCACGAAACUCCGGCCCAUGUGGAUGUGGACAAAAGUAACCCGGUCACUCAAAAACAGUCGGCCAAUGGGCUGCAACAGGGGGGCAACAGCAUCCUCCCAUCACAAACGUAUGGGCGCUAUGGAGCCGCCCAUCGUCCUUGUAGCAUGGGCCAGAUAAUCCAUAACGAUUCGGCUGUUGUUCAUCGCAACAAAGACCCCACUGGGCACGCUUACCAGACCAGUCAGAGUUUACCCAACGUUCCUCUCAAUUAUCCCUCCUCACUCUACAAUGCCUAUGGGCAAGCGGCUGCAGGCGACUACGAUCGCCCCCUAGUAAGGGCAAAGGCGCCUCUGAUUCCGCAGGCUUUCGACGGCAGUCUCAGAAAGGGGGCCCACGCCCUACACGGCUCAGUCUCUGCGCCCGUUGCCCAAACGGCACCAAGUGCUCAGAGUCUGGCAUAUUUCGGAUCAGCACCUCGGGCCGCCACUCCAGUGCUCCAAACCAAUCAACAACUAGGACUGGGGGCACCUCAAAGCGCUUCGCAGUUUACGCCAAUGGGGAACGAAAUAAAUGUUGCUACCCCUCAGCAAUCUGAGCAAUCCUACCAAGUCCCAGCUCCGGGUCAAAUGAACCAGCAAACCUUCCAAACCGGCGCUUAUCAGCCAAUGAGGAACGAAGCGAAUUUUUCGAUAGAGCAGUACCAUCAAGCUCCGCCUUCUAGUCAAAUGAGCCAGCAAAACUACCACACUCGCCCUACCCAACAAGCGGAUCAGUACGUCCCUUAUCAGCCAGUAGGGGCGGACAGUCCUCAAAGUGCUACUCAGUUGGCGCCAAUGAGGAACGAAGCAAAUUUUUCCCCAACGCAGUACCACCAAGCUCCGCCUUCUAGUCAAAUGAACCAGCAAAACUACCAAACGCUCUCGACUCCAGAAGCCAAUCAAUCGGGCGCAUAUCAACCCAUAGGAGUGGGCAGUCGUCAAAGUGCUACUSAGUUUCCGCCUAUGAGGAACGAAGCAAAUUUUCCCACAGCGCAGUACCACCAAGCUCCGCCUUCUAGUCAGAUGAGCCAGCAAAACUACCAACCUCGCCCUACCCAAGAAGCGAAUCAGUCCGUCCCUUAUCAGCCAGUAGGAGUGGCCAGUCCUCAAAGUGCUACUCAGUUUACGCCAAUGAGGAACGAGGCAAAUUUUCCGAUGCCGCAAUACCAACAAGCUCCGCAUUCUAGUCAAAUGAGCCAGCAAAACUACCAAACUCGCCCUACCCAAGAAGCGGAUCAGUCAAGAGAGCUGGGUAGACCUGGGCUGACGCCUCAAAGCGCUGGCCAGCACUACCCAGGUGCGCCUUCUACUCAAACAAAUCAGCAAAUGGGCUUCUCCACUGAGGGCAACCAACCAGUGGGGGUGGACAAUCCCCCUGUAGGGAAUUCAGCAGGUUUUAACCAGAUGGGCGACAACCACUACCAAUCGCCGCCUGCUCAGCCAAUGAGGAAUGACGCAAGUUUUUCGCUGCCCGCGCACAGUGGGCAAGCGGCCCAAUCCUACCAAGCCCAGCCUUCUGGGCAACCAAUCGAGGCGCCCAGCGCUCACUUGCUAAGCAGCCUAGGCCAGGCGCCUCCGAGUAUUCCGAGUCAAACGCACAUGGAUGGAAGGCCAGAGUUCCAAAACACUAACCGGGUGAUCCAAAGCUACGUUACGGAAAGCCCCCAGUUGUCCAUGCCCAGGGACCCAGCAAGGAGCCAACAAUCGGAAGUGGACCUCUCCAAAGGCUAUCCGCCCCAACACUUCCAAAUCCCUGCGCAAGCCAGACCGCCCAUAAUCAUCCGCAACUAGUUCCUCGAACACAUCCUCAAAUUCCCGUGCUAGGCCCCAAAUCGCCUCCCAGUAACCACCACAUGCUCCCGAUCCAAAAUUCUUAGCCAGUACUUGUUAAACCGAUUGCAGUGACGAGGCCACGCCCAAAGCAGACAGGCCCAACUCGCUCAACUUUGAGCCGCCCGAGGAGAAGUUGAGCGAGCCGGAAGAGGAGGAUCAGACUGUUGAUGGGCUCAUUGAGGAGGAAAUUCAGAAGGUGACCGUUGCGCCGGAGAUGGAGCGAAGGGGUUCGAAGAGUCCGGGGCCGGAAGCGGCCGGGUUAAUGACGCCGCGUGACCUGGGCACGCAAGGCUUGACCGAUGAGGGCUAUUUCGACUUGAAGUUUUUCCACAACCGACUGUGGUAGGACCAUCUACAUUCGGCCGCUUUCCUGCACUGUAGCCUCGACGAGGUAGUUGAUAAAGCCGUGCGCGCAAUGUGUCAGUUUUUGAAUUAAUUUGCUCAUUUCUUGUGAUCCGAACCACCAAAGUUACUUUAAAUAAACGCUUCAGACAGCCCGUUAACAAGGGUGUUUUUGUUCGAA